UUCAAUAACAUCACUGGGACUCAAGCGAGAGAGCGUGGGCUUUGAGGAGAAUAGACGUUUACAUCUUUUCAGUUUCUUUUUAGUUCGCCUCAAGGACUUUACUGACAAUAUCAAACAAGGUGCAAUGGUGGAAGAAGAGCAAUUUGUGAAUAUAGACUUGAAUGAUGACAACAUCUGCACCAUCUGUAAGCUGGACACAGAGACUGGAACACUGUCCUUCUGUCAUGUCUGCUUCGAGCUGAGCAUAGAGGGUGUGUCCACUGCAACUCUGCUGCACUCCACAUCUUUGCGUGGGCACAGGGACUGCUUUGAGAAGUACCACCUCAUUGCCAACCAGAAGGUCUCACAUGCCAAGGCCUCGCACAGUACCUAUGAGGGUGUCAAGCGGGCACUGAGCCAGCAGAUCAGCCGCAUUGUGCAGUAUGCCCAGAACAGAGACUCUGGCUCCAAACACCAGAUCCUGUUUCACACACAGCAGGGUGACAGGAACUUGAUGCCCAAGUCAGGUGCCCAGGUCCCCCGAUAUGCCCCACGCUGGGUGGAGGCUACGUGUUCAGGUGAAACAGAAGAUCUGGAGCUCCUGCAGGAUUCUGGGCAGCUGUGGAGCAAUGAUCAAAAGCACACACUGCAACAGCAGGUAGGAGGAGGAGAACAGCGGGAGAGACGACACAUAUUCCACAGUCGAGAGGAAUUGGUGAAAAUGACUUUGGAAGAGCUUCAUCAGCUGAAUUCCCAGCUGCUGCUACAGAUUCAAGAGGUAUUUGAAAAGCUUUCAGUAGCUGUGCAAGAGAAGGACUCAUUGGCAUCCCAGCUUCAUGUCCGCCACAUAGCCAUCGAGCAGCUCUUUAAGAACUGUGCCAAACUCCCAUGGCUUCAGAUUGGCCGGGCAGGGAUCAAAACCAGCAACACCUCAGUGGAGUGAAGUGCGAGUUGUCCACAGUGGAUUAAAAAAAGUGCUUUUCACUCCCAGUGUAUACUCUUAAGUAGAAAGGGUGGUUGAGCUUACUGUCUCUUGUUCAAAAACUGUAAGAACAGUCUUGAAAGAGACUAACACGUGGAGUUUUGGAUCUUCAUUUAGGUGGAUCUGUGGUUACUAUGCAGACUGAGGUCAGACUGACUGUGGCCUCAUCAACAUUAACUUGAAUAAUGUUUUUAUGACUUUUAUGUUAUGGAAUGUAUUUCACAUUUCUAUUUAUUUAUUUUAUUUUAUUUUUUAUUAGAGAAGCAGAUGCCUCUAUAACUGUGCAUGAAAGACCGGAGUCUGGGUUGGGCUCUGAUGUUUCUGUGGUAAUGGUUGCCUAGUUAAGAAGGGAGUGUGUUCUCUCUGAUCAUUGCAGUGUGAUUGUGGUUUCCAGUUAUAAAACACUUUUCUCUGCUGUGUACAAGUGCAACACAAUGUAAAGAUUAGGUAUCUAAACCUCAGGCUUCCACAAGAUAUGAUACAAUCUAUAAGACAGCAAUUGGCUAUCUGAAAAUGCCACUGAAUCUUGUACAAUUAGAUUUAUUAGGCCCCGGUUGAUACCAGAGAAUCUUUGCUUAAAAUCCGUGGUCUGCUGGUAAUUACAAAUGAUGUAGAGAAGGACUUAUUUAAGUAUCCAUUAUAGUCAAAGCUAUUCUUGCUAAGACAUUAGUUAGUUCUUGUGGCUCUUGCCUGGUUUCAUUUCAGUCAAUACGAUGUUAUUUGUGAGUCUUAUAUUUCCUAAAAGCCCCCUUCAUUCUAUUCCUAAGUAAGUUAGGAUACUAUCGGUCAUAGCAUAAUCAAAUAUUCCUGUAUGUUUAUCAUUACAUGGGGAUGUUUUAAUAGGGAUUUUACGCACCUUAAAAAGCCUAACCAAAGUCUGUUGCCAAAAGGUAACAUAAUUUAGUGUUUAUAUUUUUAAGUAUGUUUGGAUGAACGAAAGGACAUUUGUGCACAUUUAAUUACCUUGAAAUACGGUUUUCUUGAUCUUUGUUCAAAUAUUUCAGGCAUCAGUUUUAAAUUUUUUUUAUCUUAACAUGUCAUGUUUAUUUAUUUAGAAGCUUACUGUACAAUCUUAUUUUACAAUUUCAUAUAUUCCUUGUUUAUUCUCGGAUAAAAUCUUGAGGUGAGGGCGCCAUCUGCUGGUGGCACAAAAAGAAUCUGUUCACACUUAAUGCGGUCAGCUUAUAAUGACACUGGAUGUUUUUAAACUUAGCUGUUCGGAUGUGUCAUUUUAAAAGUAUAAAAUUAUUUUGUUCAGAGAAAAAAAAUGCUUCUCUUUGUAAGAGACCUAUAUUUUACUUGACCCAUCUGUGGGUUGUAUGAAAAGUGUUGUGCAUGUCUGGUGCUUGAUAUGCUGUACAAAGUUGAACUGUGAUUUUCAUCAGCAUUAUUGUAUGCAUGUCAGUUCUGCUUAUAUAUAUAUAGAUAUAUAUAUAACUAUAAAAAUCUCGGAUGUGUGUGUUGAUUUUUAUAGUUUGUGGCUUAAAACCCAUGUACUUGUUCAGGAUAAUAACAAUGAAUUGGUAAAGCAGACUGUGGAUUUCAGCAGAUAUAGGGGCUACAGGGUUACAUACAAACUGCCCACUAAACAGAGUGUUAAUCUUAAAACUUAAGAUCAUGUUUUGGCACAUAUACUUGUGAUAUCAGUUAUCAAGGGUUUUUUUUGUGUGUGUGUUUUUAUUGUUUCUCCAACAGCUCAUGCAAUAAUGUGUGAUUGUGUGGUGGUCUGAGUGAUGAUUCAAAUGUUAUCUUUAAAACCAGUCAAUAAAUAUACACAAUAUUUUA
This is a messenger RNA of Hemibagrus wyckioides, 2746 nucleotides long. It is a transcript of the gene lg16h21orf91, whose product is annotated as linkage group 16 C21orf91 homolog. The coding region runs from base 125 to 922 and encodes 265 amino acids. The record is from RefSeq and is a predicted model, not a curated record. NCBI's taxonomy places the organism in Eukaryota, Metazoa, Chordata, Actinopteri, Siluriformes, Bagridae. The transcript is spliced from 5 exons.